Lampris incognitus (smalleye Pacific opah) is the source of this 1650-nucleotide messenger RNA. RefSeq names its product regulator of G-protein signaling 6-like. The coding region runs from base 1 to 1611 and encodes 536 amino acids. The transcript has 17 exons. NCBI's taxonomy places the organism in Eukaryota, Metazoa, Chordata, Actinopteri, Lampriformes, Lampridae. The record is from RefSeq and is a predicted model, not a curated record. Gene Ontology annotation, biological process: G protein-coupled receptor signaling pathway; regulation of G protein-coupled receptor signaling pathway; intracellular signal transduction.
AUGGCUGAGGCACCUCAGCAGCAGGAGGUGGAGCAGGAGGUCCAGCAGGAGGCGGAGCCGGAGGCGCAGCAGGAGGCCAGCGCCGCUGGUAGCGCCACAGAGGCCGACGGAGCGGUCGAGCCAACGAAGGAGAGCGCACACGAGACGCCAACGAGAACCCUGCGGCCCGCGGGCAGCGUGGACCUGGACGAUGACUCUCCUAACAUGAUAGUCUACAGAAAGAUAGAGGACAUUGUGUCACGCAUCCAGGAUGAAACAGAGGGCGUGCCUAUUAGAACGGUCAAGAGUUUCAUGACUAAAAUUCCCAGUGUUGUCACAGGUACUGAUAUUGUGCAGUGGUUGAUGAAGGACCUGACCAUUGAGGAUCCAGCUGAAGCCAUACACAUCGGAAGCCUCGUUGCUGCCCAAGGGUACAUCUUCCCCAUCUCUGACCACAUCCUGUCCCUCAAAGACGACGGCACUUUCUACCGCUUUCAGGCACCGUAUUUCUGGCCGUCCAACUGCUGGGAGCCCGAGAACACAGACUAUGCCAUCUACCUGUGCAAGCGGACCAUGCAGAACAAGACCAGGCUGGAGCUGGCCGAUUACGAGGCGGAGAACCUUGCCAGACUACAGAGAGCUUUUGCCAGGAAGUGGGAGUUUAUCUUCAUGCAGGCUGAGGCCCAGGUCAAGAUCGACAGAAAAAAGGAGAAAACCGAGAGGAAAAUUCUUGACAGCCAAGAGAGGGCCUUUUGGGACGUUCAUCGACCUGUGCCCGGCUGUGUCAACACCACAGAGAUGGAUAUCAGGAAAUGUAGACGCAUGAAGAAUCCUCACAAAGUCAAGAAGUCCGUGUAUGGUUUGGCGGAGGAGGCCGUACAGUCCCAGAGCCCCAUACACAUACCAAGACAUCAGCCCAGAAAAGGCACCAAGGAGGAUGUGGAGAAAGAGAUAUUAUUUCUGAAUACCCAGCUCGACCGACACUGUAUGAAGAUGUCUAAGGUCGCUGAAAGUUUGAUGAGUUAUACAGAACAUUACAUGGAGUACGACCCUUUCGUGACGGCUCCAGAACCUUCCAACCCGUGGACCAGUGACGACUGCGCCUUCUGGGAUCUGGAGGCCAGUAAGGAGCCCAGUCAACAGCGAGUGAAGAAGUGGGGUUUCUCUCUGGAGGAGGCCCUGAAGGACCCAGCAGGACAGGAGCUGUUCCUAAAGUUCCUGGAGUCAGAGUUCAGCUCAGAGAACCUGCGGUUUUGGUUGGCGGUGCAGGACUUUAAGCGGCGCCCUCUGCAGGAGGUGGCGGUGCGGGCGCAGGAGAUCUGGGCCGAGUUCCUGGCGGAGGGAGCACCCAGCUCCAUUAACCUGGACUCCUGCAGCUACGAACGCACAAGCCAAAACCUGAAAGACCCCGGACGCUACAGCUACGAAGACGCACAGGACCACAUCUACAAGUUGAUGAAAAGUGACAGCUACACACGCUUCCUACGCUCCAAUGCAUACCAGGACCUCCUGACGGCAAGGAAGAAGCCUGAGGCAGAGCAGGGGCGGCGUACCUCUCUGGAGAAGUUCACACGCAGCGUGGGCAAGUCACUGACUGGCAAGCGGCUGACGGGCCUCAUGCAGUCUUCCUGACCAGGCCUGCACGUAGAGGAGGACCAUCCAUGCCUAGGA